AGAGCUUGUUUGGAAUUGCGUGCUUUCCUCUCGGUGUAUAAAUGAGGCCGAGAUCUCGAUUUCCCUCCACCGUCGUUGAGCGGAAGAGUUACUCUGGACGCGAAGUUCGCUUUGCUGCCAGUUAGUACACAACAGAAUUAGCUUUAUUCAUGGGCACGAUGGUAGAUUCUAACAAGGAUGCUCAUGUAAAUUUCCCAGGUGACAAGAAGAUCACAGUUGUGUUUGUGCUAGGGGGGCCUGGCAGUGGAAAAGGCACACAGUGUGCAAAGAUUGUUGAAAACUAUGGUUUCACCCAUCUCAGUGCUGGAGAUCUUCUGCGUGCAGAAAUUAAAUCUGGCUCGGAAAAUGGUACCAUGAUCUCAAACAUGAUCAAGGAAGGGAAAAUUGUCCCUGCUGAGGUUACAAUUGAUCUUCUGAAGAAGGCUAUGAUUGGGAGUGGAAAUGACAGAUUUCUUAUUGAUGGUUUUCCCAGAAAUGAAGAGAACCGUGCUGCUUUUGAGAAUGGGACAAAGAUUGAGCCAGAGUUCAUACUAUUUUUUGACUGUCCAGAGGAAGAGAUGGAACGCAGACUUCUAAGCCGCAACCAGGAGAGAGUUGAUGAUAACAUUGAGACCAUAAGAAAGCGCUUCAGAGUUUUUGUUGAAUCCAGUCUACCUGUCAUUGAGCAUUAUGAAUUGAAGGGCAAGGUUCGAAAGGUAAAUGCUACGAAGUCCAUUGAAGAGGUCUUUGAAGAUGUGAAGAUCAUUUUUGCUCCAUUCCACACCAAUAUUGAGUAGGCAUGCCUCGAUGUUAAACAACACUAUCUAAAGUUAUCUCCAUCGACUUAUUUGCUCCGUAUCAUCCUUCAUAAAUAUCAUGUCGUGUUGUAUUAGUAGAGUUAUUUCUUCGUCGCUGCAGUAUGCUUUUGCAAUUGCACAAUAAUUUUCAUAUAAUCAGUAUCACAGCUUGAUUGAUUCCA
This is a messenger RNA of Zingiber officinale, 958 nucleotides long. RefSeq names its product UMP-CMP kinase 3-like. Lineage: Eukaryota; Viridiplantae; Streptophyta; Magnoliopsida; Zingiberales; Zingiberaceae. Gene Ontology annotation, cellular component: nucleus; cytoplasm. Gene Ontology annotation, molecular function: UMP kinase activity; ATP binding. Bases 150 to 776 code for a protein of 208 amino acids. Gene Ontology annotation, biological process: UDP biosynthetic process; 'de novo' pyrimidine nucleobase biosynthetic process; CDP biosynthetic process. The record is from RefSeq and is a predicted model, not a curated record. The transcript is spliced from 10 exons.